AUGACCACGAAUGAUACAUACGAAGCUACUUAUGCCAUCCCCAUGCACUGUGAAAAUUGCGUGAAUGAUAUCAAGGCAUGUUUGAAAAAUGUUCCAGGAAUCAAUUCAUUAAAUUUUGACAUGGACCAGCAAAUAAUGAGCGUGGAAAGCUCAGUGGCCCCUUCAACUAUCAUUAACACUUUACAAAGCUGUGGCAAAGACGCCAUCAUAAGAGGUGCUGGGAAGCCGAACUCUUCCGCAGUCGCUAUUUUAGAGACGUUUCAAAAAUAUACUAUGGACCAGAAAAAGGACACCGCUGUGAGAGGUCUAGCAAGAAUUGUCCAGGUCGGAGAAAAUAAGACCCUUUUUGACAUCACUGUAAAUGGUGUCCCAGAGGCGGGCAAGUACCAUGCCAGCAUCCACGAGAAAGGUGACGUCUCUAACGGCGUGGAAUCCACCGGGAAAGUCUGGCACAAGUUCGACGAGCCCAUCGAAUGUUUCGACAAGAGUGAUUUGGGCAAGAACUUGUAUAGCGGGAAAACCUUUCUAAGCGCUCCCUUGCCAACAUGGCAACUUAUCGGCCGUAGCUUUGUCAUUUCUAAGGCCCUGAAUCACCCAGAAAACGAAUCCUCCUCUGUUAAAGACUACUCAUUCCUGGGAGUCAUCGCCAGAAGCGCUGGUGUGUGGGAAAAUAACAAACAGGUAUGCGCAUGUACAGGGAAGACCGUUUGGGAGGAGAGAAAAGAUGCCUUGGCUAACAACAUCAAAUAG
Molecule: messenger RNA, 750 nt
Organism: Saccharomyces paradoxus
Lineage: Eukaryota; Fungi; Ascomycota; Saccharomycetes; Saccharomycetales; Saccharomycetaceae
Gene: CCS1
Product: copper chaperone CCS1
Exons: 1
Coding region: 1-750 (249 amino acids)
Biological process (GO): removal of superoxide radicals
Cellular component (GO): cytoplasm
Molecular function (GO): copper ion binding; superoxide dismutase copper chaperone activity
Source: RefSeq, a predicted model, not a curated record